Molecule: messenger RNA, 936 nt
Organism: Nannospalax galili (Upper Galilee mountains blind mole rat)
Lineage: Eukaryota; Metazoa; Chordata; Mammalia; Rodentia; Spalacidae
Product: olfactory receptor 5AU1
Exons: 1
Coding region: 1-936 (311 amino acids)
Biological process (GO): G protein-coupled receptor signaling pathway; sensory perception of smell
Cellular component (GO): membrane
Molecular function (GO): olfactory receptor activity; G protein-coupled receptor activity; odorant binding
Source: RefSeq, a predicted model, not a curated record
AUGGAAAGGAUGAACCUGAGCCAAGGUAUGGAGUUUGAGCUCUUGGGCCUGACGAGUGACCCCCAGCUCCAGAGGCUGCUCUUCGUGAUAUUUCUGGGCAUGUACUUUGUCACUGUGCUUGGGAACCUGGUCAUGUUCCUCCUAAUCCACGUGAGUGUCACUCUGCAUACACCCAUGUACACCCUCCUCAAGAGCCUUUCCUUCUUAGACUUCUGCUACUCCUCCACGGUUGUCCCCCAGGCCCUGGUGAACUUCUUGGUUAGGAGGAAGGUGAUCUCUUAUCUUGGCUGCAUGGCUCAGAUGUUCUUCUAUGCGGGUUUUGCCACCAGUGAGUGCUAUCUCAUUGCCGCCAUGGCCUAUGACCGCUACGCCGCUAUUCAUAACCCCCUGCUCUACCCAACCAUCAUGUCUCCGGAGGUCUGUGCGUCUCUGGUUGUGGACUCCUGUAGUGCAGGAUUUCUCAAUUCUCUCAUCCACACGAGCUGUAUCUUCAGUCUGAAAUUCUGUGGGGCUCAUGUGGUCACUCACUUCUUCUGUGAUGGACCGCCAAUCCUGUCCUUGUCCUGUGUGGACACUUCGCUGUGUGAAGUCCUGCUCUUUGUUUUUGCGGGUUUCAACCUUCUGAGCUGCACUCUCACCAUCUUGAUCUCCUACACCUUAAUCCUCGUCACCAUCCUGCGAAUGAACUCAGCCCAAGGCAGACGGAAGGCGUUUUCCACCUGCACUUCCCACCUCACUGCUGUGUGCUUAUUUUUUGGCACAACACUUUUUAUGUACCUGCGCCCUAGGUCCAGCUACUCCUUGACUCAGGACCGCACAGUUGCUGUGAUCUAUACAGUGGUGAUCCCAAUGCUGAACCCUUUAAUCUACUCUUCGAGAAACAAGGAUGUGAAGGACGCUCUAAGGAAGGUUUGGGGCUGGAAAACAGUGGGGUGA